Molecule: messenger RNA, 648 nt
Organism: Hyaloperonospora brassicae
Lineage: Eukaryota; Oomycota; Peronosporomycetes; Peronosporales; Peronosporaceae
Source: the annotation of a GenBank genome assembly
AUGUCCCAGAGGCUCCUCGCUCUCGUGCUCGUGCUCGCACUCUCAGCUCCAGCAGCGGGCAACUCGACCAGAGUGAACGACGCCGAGUGGGGAUUACGUCCCCCGGUCGGAGCGAGCGACAAGCGGGUGAUCCGAGUGAACGACGUCGGUAGGGCGACUGCCGGUGAAGAGAGGGGGUACUCGGAGAUUGGGGUGGAGAUAAAAGAAGGGAUCACGCGCUCGAAGUUCGAGCGUCUCACGGAAGCGAUCGUCGAGUUCCUCAAAAAGAUAAAAAAUUCCGAGCUAUUCGUCAACUGGGAGAAGUGGCGGACCGCCGUGAAGGAACGAAUCGACGGCAAAAUAGCAGAGCUCCUGAAAAAAAUCGACGCGCACCGUGACAAAAAGAGACUUGCGGCUGCGAAGAAGAUGCUCGAGCCGAAGAGUCUAGUCGCGAAUCUGUUCGAACGUGGUAUCACGCCGUCUAUACUGUACUCGGCACUGAACCUGGACGAGGAGCUCAAGCAGGCCGUCAAAGGCCCGUAUGGUGAACCCUUACAAGAAAAAAUCGACUUCCACGACGAGUACAAGUCAUUUUACAAGCAAGCCCAGAAUCAACCGCAAGGGUCGUUGUGGUCGCGAGUUGUGUCCUACCUCAGGUCGCUUGUGUGA